GCGGAGCCGCGGGGAGCGCCCUGGGGUGCGAGGUGCCCGGAGGUACCUGCAGGCGGACCCAGGCCGGCCCCCCAGCCGCUCUGCGGCGAGUGACGGGAAUCCGGAGGGAUUCCUGGGCAAGUGGCGCGUCCUGGGGCGGCAGCUGCGGAAGAAAGACCUAGUGCCCCCGAAUCCCUGAGCGGAAAGGGGCCAGAGCGGGGCCUGCAUGGGCGCCGAGCUGCCUGCAUCUUGGCUGCUGCUCUUCACCUGGCUCCCGGCAGGGUGCCUGUCCUUGCUGGUGACAGUCCAGCACGCAGAACGCUAUGUCACCCUGUUUGCCUCUGUUGUCCUCAAAUGUGACUACACCACCUCCGCGCAGCUCCAGGACGUGGUAGUGACGUGGCGCUUCAAGUCCUUCUGCAAGGACCCCAUCUUUGACUACUACUCUGCGUCAUACCAGGCAGCUUUAUCCCUGGGCCAGGACCCAUCCAAUGACUGCAAUGACAGCCAGCGGGAGGUUCGAAUCGUCGCCCAGAGGCGGGGGCAGAACGAGCCUGUGCUGGGGGUGGAUUACCGGCAGCGCAAGAUCACCAUCCAGAACCGAGCAGACCUUGUGAUUAAUGAAGUGAUGUGGUGGGACCAUGGCGUGUACUAUUGUACCAUUGAAGCUCCAGGGGACACGUCAGGCGACCCAGAUAAGGAGGUGAAGCUCAUUGUCCUGCAUUGGCUGACGGUGCUGCUCAUCACCUUGGGGGCCCUCCUCCUGCUGGCGCUGGCCGGCGUGUGCUGGUGCCAGUGCUGCCCUCGCUACUGCUGUUGCCACGUGCGCUGCCCGUGCUGCCCCGCCCGCUGCUGCUGCCCCGAGGAAGCCCUGGCCCGCCACCGAUACAUGAAGCAGGCUCAGGCCCUAGGCCCUCAGAUGAUGGAAAAACCCCUAUACUGGGGGGCAGACAGGAGCUCCCAGGUUUCAUCUUAUCCAAUGAACCUGCUGCUGCAGCGAGAUUUGUCCCUGCGAUCCAGCCUCCCUCAGAUGCCAGUGAACCAGAUCACCACUCACCCUCCCGUCACCAGUGGUAUCCUGGAGUAUUUGGAGAAGGAGCUUCAGAACCUUAACGCAGCCCAGCCACUACCCCCUAACCUCAGAGCUGUAGCUGGCCAACCCGGCAGCAUGCUGUCCUCUCUCGGCUCGGAGGUCGUAGAACGCAGGAUCAUCCACCUGCCCCCGCUGAUCAGAGACCCGCCGUCCUCACAGAGGACCAGCAACUCCUCCCACCAGCAGUGGCUCACCCCAGUUCCCCCUGGGCCCUGGGGUCUGAGAGAGGGGAGGAGGCAACGCCACUCCUCUGAUUUCCACCAGGAGCCCCAGGUCCAGGAUCCUAAGCACUGGGCAUUGGAGAGAAGGGAGCGGGACCAGCUGUGGAGUGGAAGGCGCCACGGCUCUAGGCCGCACGGGCCACCUGCGGCCUGGUCAGACAGAGACAGCCUCAGCGACGGCCCCUUGUCCAGCGGGGCCCACUGGCGGCCAAACCACCCUUCUCUCAGGAGCUGCUAUGCAGAGAGACCCCGGUGGCCUAGCCCCCACAAGAGCACGCAGAGGCCCCGGAGGCGAAGGCCCCGCAGCUACUCCCCUCCCCCGCCCUCAAGCCUCAGUUCCUGGAGCUCCGAGGAGGAGAAGGAGAGGCAGCCCCAGAGCUGGGCGGCCCACCGCCGCAGGUCUCACUCCCCAAACUGGCCAGAGGAGAAGCCACCCAGCUACCGCUCACUGGAUGUCAUCUCAAGCAAGAAUGGCAGGAAAAAAGGGAGUGUGGAGAGGCCUUCGGUGAGCCUGGGUCAUCCUGCUGAGGGUCGGGCAUGGGCAGAAAGGACCCCUGAGCCAGGCAUGGUCAGCACGGACAGAGGCCACCUCACGUGCCGCUGCUGAGGGUACCUCUUCCCUGUUUUGCACACCUUAACCUGUGGGUUCGGUGAGCCACCUCUCGUGAGAGCUAGAAGGGACCCAGUAGGCACAGAGGCCAGAGCAGAGGCUUAUGCUUGAUGCUGACAGAGGGCCUUCUCAUCCUCAGUCCAGCCGUCAGCACAGUGCCCUGAGGCAGGUCAGGCAGGGCCCCCCAGUAUGCAGAUGAGGAAGUGAGGCUUAGAAUAAUGAAGCACCUUGUGAUUAGUGGGGUUAAGACAUGAACGCAGGCCUUCAUGGCUAAGGCUUUACUUCCUGUCAGAUCGCCUUGCUUUUCUUAGCAGCCCUAUUUCCAUAUCCCAAAUUAGAACACUCAGCCUGACAGGACAUUUUUGCCACCUCUGGGUGUGCAAGUCCCUGCUAUACCUGAGGUGAGGCCCUCUUGAGAUAUCCCUGAAGAGGAUCAUUAAACUGACUUAAAAAAAAAGCCUGGUAUCCCAAAUUUGUGUCAAAACUGUAGGAUUCUGUGAAUAGGCAAGGUGCCCAUGGGUGCCAGUCAUACUUGACCAGGCACAAAGGGGCACAAAGAGAGCCAUAGGCCAUGUGGGCCUCUGAUCAUAGACCUUUAUUUUUAAAAGAUAUAUCUUAAAACAUCAUUUUAUAAUUAAUAUACCCAAUGAUGAUAUUCCUUAAUGUUGUCACUUUGCAAAGUUAUAUCCAGCUCUUGCCCCAAAAUAUUCAUAAACUGCCUUCAGGGCCAAAUUACACGCCACCCACAAAGAUCUACCUCUCUGACUAACGCCCUUUUCUGUUCUGCCUCUCCUGAGGUAAAGGAACGUGUAGUAGGCUCAGAAGGAAGUUCCUAGAGCAGAGGGAUAGUAUAGGAAUUAGAAGUUUAGUCUCUCACACACUCUGAAGGAUGCAGCUGUCAUUUGGAAAUGCAAAUUCUGCUGUGAGUUGUUUAAAAGCCAGUCACAUACAUGGUGUGCACAAAGGAACAGACACAGUGCUGGUUUUCAGGGAAGAACCUUGGUGAGAGAAUGAUUCGUGAGGAAGGUAGUGAAGGCCUGCAGGCAUUUCUGAAAUAAUCAAUGGUGGUUAUAUUCUCACAGACGUCCCCUGAGAGAGGCAAAGACCGGUAAUAGUGCAGCUUAGUGGUAUCCUUACAGCGUAGUGCUCAUUUGUGGACAUUUAUGCAACGUUUCACUUAAUCCUUACAGCACCCUGUGAGGUUUGCACUGCUGUCUGCAUUUCACAGUGGAUGCAACUCUUUCUUCCAUGUUACCAGUAAGAAAAUUACAUCCUGAAAGAAAACACAGAAUCAGUCAGAGCCAGGACAACUGCUGUUACUUUAGUCAUAUAGUGACUUAAUUCUCAUUUCAUUCUAACAGAAAAAUGUAAUUUAAAAAGCCAAUUUUUGGCCCCAAAUCCAAAUCCUAUUUUCCUCUAAGUUAAGUUUUUUUCUUCUCAAGUUAAGUUAUAUGGCUUCUUUUAAGUGAGAGAAGGGUAAAAGGAACAUCAGUUAUGUUCUGGACACUGGGGGAAGCCCUUUCCAAGCCUUAUUUUGUUUAAUCCUUGCAACAGCCCUGAGAGACUAUGGAACAUGUGCCAAAUCACACAUCCAGUGGGGGAGUGAGGCCAGCCUUUGAACAUAGCCCUCUGACUCUCAAGCCUGUGCCCUUUUCAGUAACUCAUGCGGCCCUAUUAGAAGUGGGCAGUCACAUGGGGCAAUGAUGUUUUCUGGGAACCUUAUUUCUUCCUCAUUUUCUGAAAGUAUCACAACUACCUUUAUCAUCAAGAUGUAUACUCCGGUAAUUCCACCACAAGCAAACCAAAUUUUUAUUGCAAAGUUGCUCACAAGAGGCAAAGAUUUCCCUCAAGAUAAUUGAAAAAGCCAUCAUUGUUUUGUAUCUCUCUGAGCUUGUCUCCCAUAGAGUUCUCACUUUACUUUAUCUGAGUGACCACAGGCCCAGACCAAAGCUUGAUCUAGAAGAUUGGUGGGUUUGAAGGGCACAGUGUUUUGUUGGUAACUUGAAAUUUGAAUGCCUUUAAUGAAGUGAAAGUCUCCAGGGCCGGCUCUUUGCUUCUUUCCUUGGUGGGACCGGGUGCUUCCAUACACUUUCCUAGCCUCUGAAGUCUUGAGAGCUUGCAGCCAACUUCAGAAAUGGUAAUACAAUUCGGCCACUAGAUGGUGACAUUUGAUUAUGUAUAAUGAAGUUUCUGCUUACUCCCUGAGUUGGUAAAUAAGAUGAAAUGAAUCACUCUUUUCUUAAAUCAAGCUUUCAGCAGUUACAGCUUUACCAUAACUUUUUCAAAAAUACUUAUUUAAAGUACUUUAUUAAAUAGUCAUAGUCAUAUGAAUAAGUCAAAAAAUCUUUUGGAUCACGUGGAAGCUUCUUGCUCAAGAUUAAUGUUUAACAAGCAAACACCAAGGGACAAAGAUUUCCAUGUAGGUGAUCAUGGGAACCUAAAAUAGGUAAGAACUGGUUUCUGCACAGUGCCUGUGAGCAAAUGGAAGUUAGGUUGAGGCACUUCCCACUUGAUUUCAGAACCAGGACUCCAACCAAAAUAUCACUUCAGUUCUGAUGGUCUUUUUACUCCAUCAAAAGCUAAAACCUCAGAAAUAUAAGAAGCUUUAACAAACAUCAAGCUUUAAACUUCUCUGGUUUCAGACUGAGUAGCACCUGUGUUCCUGGCCACUUUCAAAUCAGUUGUCUUUCUUUCUAAUCUUGCCCUGUCAGGAAGGGCUUCCCAAAGCAUUUCUGGUUUGUUCCAAACUUGGCCUGUACACACCUGCCUAAUGGAAAGGAAAACUACUGCAAUCUUUCCUCUCCCAGUUAAACUUUCUGUGGAGAAAUCAAGAUUUUUUUCUUUUUAAUUGACUUUGAUUUAAUUAAAAAAUAUUUUUUAGAUCUGGGUACUUAAUCUUC
Messenger RNA from Manis javanica (Malayan pangolin), 4803 nucleotides. It is a transcript of the gene ILDR1, whose product is annotated as immunoglobulin like domain containing receptor 1. Gene Ontology annotation, cellular component: plasma membrane. Lineage: Eukaryota; Metazoa; Chordata; Mammalia; Pholidota; Manidae. Gene Ontology annotation, molecular function: high-density lipoprotein particle receptor activity. The record is from RefSeq and is a predicted model, not a curated record.